Messenger RNA from Musa acuminata AAA Group (dessert banana), 1193 nucleotides. RefSeq names its product glucose and ribitol dehydrogenase-like. The record is from RefSeq and is a predicted model, not a curated record. Gene Ontology annotation, molecular function: oxidoreductase activity. Bases 124 to 1062 code for a protein of 312 amino acids. NCBI's taxonomy places the organism in Eukaryota, Viridiplantae, Streptophyta, Magnoliopsida, Zingiberales, Musaceae. The transcript is spliced from 3 exons.
CUUAGGCUUCUCCUCCAUCUCUCCGUCACUUGUCUAAGAGCCCACAGCCUUUCCACUGCAAGACGAUCUUUCCCAUUACUCCCAGCCUUUCAUCCGCAACGAAGCGCUGCUUCUUUCACGACAAUGGCCUCCGGCGGUCAGCAGUUCCCUCCUCAGACCCAAGAGCGCCAACCCGGCAAAGAGCACGCCAUGGAACCUGUACCUCGGGCCACCAGCGAAGAAUACAAGCCGGCUAACAAGCUUCAAGGUAAGGUAGCGCUUGUGACCGGAGGGGACUCCGGUAUAGGUCGGGCGGUGUGCUACUGCUUCGCACUGGAGGGUGCGACGGUGGCAUUUACGUAUGUCAAGUCUCAGGAGGAUAAGGAUGCGAAUGACACCCUCCAGAUGCUGAGGCAGAACAAAAGGAGCAAUGCGAAAGAUCCCAUUGCAAUCCCAGCUGACCUUGGCUACGAGGAGAACUGCAGGAAGGUGGUGGAGGAAGUGAUGAACACGUAUGGCUGCAUCGAUAUCCUGGUGAACAAUGCUGCGGAGCAGUACGUGCGCCCGUUGAUCACCGAGAUCACUGAGCAGCAGCUGGAGAGAGUCUUCAGAACCAACAUCUUCUCCUACUUCUUCGUGUCCAAGUUCGUGGUGAAGUACAUGAAGGCCGGAAGUAGCAUCAUCAACACCACGUCGGUGAACGCCUACAAGGGUAACGCCAAGCUGCUGGACUACACGUCCACCAAGGGCGCGAUCGUGGCCUUCACCAGGGCGCUGGCGCUGCAACUGGUGGAGCGGGGGAUCCACGUCAACGGCGUGGCGCCGGGCCCGGUGUGGACGCCGCUGAUACCGACCUCCUUCCCCCAAGAACAGGUGGCCAACUUUGGGAAGCAAGUGCCGAUGGGGAGAGCCGGGCAACCCAUCGAGAUCGCCCCCUCGUUCGUCUUCCUUGCAGCCACUCCAGACUCUUCCUACAUAACAGGGCAAGUCAUCCACCCCAAUGGUGCGUCUCAGAUUUCACCUGCCUAUACUGCUCCUCGUGGCCUUGGAUUUCUCUCUUGCUGUGUGCAGGCGGACCUGUAGUGAAUGGUUGAAGCAGCAAUAUCUGAUACCACAGAAUAAUCUGGUCCAUGUUUUAGCCCUCGUACGACUUAAUGUAAACGUUCAAGUUUGCGGCUGUCUUUUGGUCGUACGUCAAGAACAUGGAUCGGUCA